This is a messenger RNA of Hypoxylon trugodes, 2487 nucleotides long. RefSeq lists its product as uncharacterized. The transcript has 2 exons. The record is from RefSeq and is a predicted model, not a curated record. The coding region runs from base 493 to 2322 and encodes 609 amino acids. NCBI's taxonomy places the organism in Eukaryota, Fungi, Ascomycota, Sordariomycetes, Xylariales, Hypoxylaceae.
CCAUCUUCAUUUCCCUCGAAGGAUCUAGUUUUGUCACACUACUUUAUCUAUCUCUCAACGGUUUCUUCUGUUGUCAGCCAUAUACAUUCAUACUCAUCAGUUUUUUUCCUAUUAGCUAUCAAUUGAUUGCAUCUUGUCAGUUUAAUAUACGCCGGGCCCCUUAGUUGCCCAACGAACAACAAACGGCAUACUAAAGCUACCUACAUGAAUCAUGCUAGCCUAUUCAUUCGUGUUCUAGGUCAAAUACGGACCCCAAAACAAGAGUGAGAUUAUAGUUGACUCAACCCAAAGAAUUUCGCAAAAGUGCAACUUCGGAUUGUACUAUCAGUUGUGUUAUCGUUGUCUCGAGAGUUGCUGAGCUCUCACCCAACAUAUUACGCAGUUCUAGGUUCGUGCAACAACUACCAAACAAAGCCAUCGAAUAAGCAACAUAUUGGCAUAAUCGAUGGCCUCGAAGGAUUAUUCAAAAAUUCUAGCCUCCAUUUAAUUUCCAUGGACGCAACCAUCGAUCCUAAACUCGUCGAACCGACCAUCUUGCACUCGGUCGAUCCUCGACAAACCUCACUCAAGCAUGAACUCGUGAUUAUCCAUACCUCAGCAUCUAUUUCGCCCGGCAUGUCUCGCCAGAAAGUACCUAUUACCUUUACAUACCAAAAGAAGGGAACAACCCCUCCCAUCUUCGUGGCAGGGUCGUUUUCGGAUCCACCAUGGCAUCCUCAAGAGAUGGACGUUUCUAUUGACCAACGCGGAUGUCACCGGUUCACUAAACAAGUCUUGGUUGACGAUGGGUCUGAAAUACAGUACAAAUUUCGAAUAGGAUUGGGAAAUUGGUGGGCUUUGGACGAUAAUGCGGAUACAGUUCUGGAUAACUGCGGGAAUACGAACAAUAUUCUUAGGGUCUCAAUCAACAGACCUAGAGAAGUUGAUACAAAGGCGCCGAACCCUCGUAUCAAUGAGAUAAAGGGGUCUUCUACGAAUAGUGGCACUCGGACUCCUGAUUUCGCAAGGACGGCCGCCGAGGUGUCUGAUUCAGCCCGUAUUAUAGAUCCCGAGACUCCCGAAGCGGAGAUGUCAGACGGAGAGGCGGGGGGAUUAGGCACCCGACGUCUAUCCAACACUCCGAUUAGCCAAGUUGCAGAAACAGCUAUGGAGGUAGCUACUAUUGCUGCGACGUUGGAUGUCGAUAGUUCGGAUUUGGAUGAAGAAACUGACGAUGAGGAUUGCUCGUGUCCUGUGUUUUCGCACGAAUUUAUGGGGCCCGCCGAUCAUAAUAAAGAAACGUCUGGAGAUGAUGGCGACCAUGCUCGCGCUACUAGGGGUCGCUUAGGAAGCAAGACCGCCAUGGAUUUCGGCGAGUCAGCUAUUGAAUUUGAUGAUGUAGAUUUCGACAACCCUAAUUUGGAGGCAUUCCCUUCGAAUAAUCGCGAGUCAAUCUUGGCUGCGGUGCGGCGUAUCUCGACAAGCAUAGAUGCCGAUCGGUCAGUUGUACCAGGAUUGUCGCCGUCACCUAUCAUUCCUAUCUUCCGGAACUAUAGGGCUGUUAACUCACUUGAGAAUUCUGGUGUAACACCAAGUUCUUUAGAUACACCCCCAGAAGAGAAGCGGAACCUUCGUCCUAACAAUGCAGUGAGGCGCUCCGGCUCAGCUCGUGGUAAUGCCAGAGCGGCAUCUACGAGCUCUCUAAGGUCAAUUGUUGAAGAUGAUGAACAUCACAACGGCAAAUCCACAGAAGCAGAGAAGCUUAAAAAUCCAUUCAUUCAGCACCCCGGGCCUUCUUGGGGUUCUCCUGAGCCUGCCAUAAUUGACGAUGAAAAUGAUGAAGGCAUUGCUAUGAAUAACGAAUUUAGGCGAAGAGCUAGAGAUCCUGAAGAUCCUACACCAUUAGUUGACCUUCAACCCACAACGUCCAACAAUAACGAUGCAAACAUUCUAGACCCUGGCCUGAACAAGUCUAGCCCGGUACCGGACGGCGAUGUGGAUGCUUCGGCUGAGGACGAGGAUCAUCCACUUCCUACCCAAAACAAACCCCUCGAAGAUAACCCCACCAUUUCUACACGUCGUCUGCCAGGCAGCUAUGAAAGCGACAGUACGUCUAAUAAAGAAGAUAGCACAUGGGAAGCAAAAUCAACAUCCGUUGACAUCGGAAAUCAGGCAGAUGUGCGGAAGCGAACGGCUGACAGGCCAGUCACACCUCCUUCGACGAAUUAUUUCCAGGACUCUCACAAGCCUGCCGAUUGGAUCGAUGUGUGCCUCCGAGUUGUAUUCGUUAAGUGGAUUGGAGGCCUCGCCUCCUGGUUAUAUCGUCGUAGGCACAGAGCGUAAGCUGCUUCCGACCCCUACAUAUUGAUAUUCUGCUCAGCCUGGCUCUAACACAAACCCAGGCUUAUGGCGGCUGGCACAGCGGCUGUCGUCGUUGGUAUUGGUGUGUUAUGGCAGAACCCGAUACGUCUGUAGUCGCUGUUGGAGCCGUGAGAUGAGGCACAACUG